GUUUUGGAGUUUCCCCAAAGGACGAUAAUGAUUCCCCGUUUGGUGCCACGAAUAUAAACAAAUGUCGAUGAAAUAGGACUGGAUAUGUCUGAUUAUCCUCAAGAUGAAUACUAUAUACUCCUUACUACAAAGAUAGGAAAAAAGAAAGAGUCAGGAAUUCUUAGAAAAUCAUAUUCUCGUGUGGAAGUCCUAGCAGGCACACUUCUGCUUAGAGUAAGCGAUAGUGAGAGGGACGAAAAUGGGAUUGCAAUUUGGACCUUAGAAACAUUAGAACCGGAAAAUAUUGAAGUAGAAUGUAAACCAGUAUUCGAUGAAAUAAAACAAAUUGAUCGAUUGGAACUACAAUUAUUACAGCCGAUCCCAGUAUGUAGUGAAAGGAUUGCAGUUUACAUGAACAGUAAUUGGCUUCAAGAGGGCCUCAAUUUAAAGGUUGGAGAUGGAGUUAUUGUUUAUUUAAAAGGUCACCCUGAGUUACAGGGCCUUCUCAGGUAUAGAGGAGAGCUACCAGGACAAAAAGGAAUCCAAUUUGGAGUAGAAUUAGCACCGGAACAUAGAGGUAAAGGUACUUGUGAUGGAGUAUUCCGUAAAAAACGGUUCUUCACAUGUGAACCAAACUGUGGGGUUUUUGUACCUCUGCAUAAGAUUCGAGCUGACCCAACAUCUAGACAUGUUGUUAAUACAGCUACUGCAAGUUUAAGACAGGAAAUAGCUGAAUGUGGUUUAAGGAUUGGUAACCAGAUUGUCUGGCUUAGUGACAAUGGACCUGAAUAUGGAGAGGUUAAGUGGGUCGGGGUAUUACCAGAUUCGCGCAGAAAUGAUAUUACUGUUGGAGUGGAAUUUGUAAACCCAGUUGGGUCAGGUACAGGGAAAUAUAAAAGUCACAGAUUGUUCCAUGCUAAACCACAGCAUGCUUCUCUGGUACCAAUCAUGGGACUAAUGAAAGCAGAAGAGUAUCUAGCCAUGCAGGCUCCAACUACAGACACUUAUACUUAUGGAUCACCACAACCAGAAGUCGUAGCCUUACCUCCUGAAGACAUUAAAGUGCCAGAGACUAUUGAGAGAGUUAUACCCAAUUCACAACAGGUAGAAGUAGAAGUUCACUCAACGAACCGACCUCAGUUUGUCUCACCAGUCAAACCAAUACAAAAGCUAUAUCCUGAAGAAUCAAGGGAACCUAGCAUGAACCCAUUAUAUGAGUACCAAAUAAAUCAAAAAUUGAAGAAGGAACAAUCUCAGCAGAGUCUGCAGUCCUCCGAGCCAGGAAGUCAGUCUAUUGAACCUCCAGGGACUCGUAAAAGUAUGAAGUCCAUUCCUCCUGCUGAUCCAGAUCUAGAAGUGGGGUCUAUGGUUGAAGUCAUGCAGAAUCCUCCAUUAUAUGGUGUGAUAAGGUGGGUUGGUUCCCUGCCAGACCAGAAGGAACCAACAAGGCCAAUUGCUGGGUUAGAAAUGGAGGAGGAAAUUUCUGCUGGAACAGAUGGAACUUUUAAGAAAAUUCGUUAUUUCUCAUGUCCCGAUAAAAAAGGAUUUUUUGUACCUCUUUAUAAGUGUCGUAAAGAUAAACGUUUUGUUGAUCAACAUGGAAGAGGAGCUUUAGGAAAUAAUUUUGGAAGUUUUGAAACUCCUGACGUUCAUGGAAACAUCUCUCCUCCAGAUUCAUUAAGUGAAAGUGAAAUCGGAACUAAAAUUUGUGGGAAACAAAAAGGAAUUCAAGGUCACCAUAACUCUUGUUAUUUAGAUGCUACUUUGUUUGCAAUGUUUUAUUUUACAACUGUAUAUGAUGGAAUAUUAUAUAGACCUAAACGUUUAGAUGACCAUCAAGAAUAUGAAGAAGUUAUAAAUGUUCUGAAGGAAGGAAUAGUCAAUCCUUUAAGAUGUCAUUUCUAUGUAAGAGCGGAUAAAGUGAUGAAACUACGCCACCUAUUGGAUAAACUUGGAAAUAUACCAGGGAUGAUGAGUGAAGAAAAAGAUCCAGAAGAGUUUUUAUCCUUAUUAUUAGGACAAAUAACCAAAGCAGACCCAUUCCUUCAAAUCAAAGCUGAGAAUGCUGAAGAAAGCCAACAGUCCUUUUUAUUCCAGUUAUUUAUGGAGAAAGAUGAACGAUUAGUAUUACCCACUACACAACAGUUAUUUGAAUUAUCUUUCUUACAAAACAGACUGAAAUUACAAGAGCGACCUUCAUGUCUCAUCAUACAGAUGCCAAGAUUUGGUAAAGAUUUUAAGAUGUAUAAAAGAAUAGUCCCCAGUGUAGAAUUAGAUAUAACAGAUGUAUUAGAAAAAGCCCCCCGAGAGUGUAAUAUAUGUGGAGAUUUAGCCUGUUUUGAAUGUAGAGAAUGUUAUAAUACCCAUGGUGAUGGUCUGAAUACGAUAGCUUUCUGUAAACCUUGUAAAGAUAGGAAUCAUCUACACAAAUUACGAGCUCGACAUCAACCCCAGAAAAUAUGUGUUCCUGAAGAAUACUUGGAGUAUCAUAGUCAUCAGAAAACUAUUACGGGACAAAAUCCAUCAAUUAGUCGUGACAAAAUGGAACUGUUUGCUGUUGUUUGUAUACAAACAAGUCAUUAUGUGUCGUUUGUCAAAUGUGGACCGGGAAAAGAUGCACCCUGGGUAUUCUUUGAUUCCAUGGCUGAUAGAAUGGGAGAGCAAAGUGGCUACAACAUUCCAGAGGUACAGUUUUGUCCUGAUUUAAAUAAGUGGUUGUCACCUGAAUACAACAAAGAGAUAAUUAAACGUGAAGACGACAAAGAUUUACCAGAGAAUAUCAAACGUCUGCUAUGUGAUGCUUACAUGUGCAUGUAUCAAUAUAGUGAUGUAGCCAUGUUUAAAUAAUGUUGUGAAAAUAUCUCUCAAUUCUGUCACGGAUAUUUAUAACUGUCCAGAAGAAAAAGAAGAUUCAAAAUGUGAACUUUUUCUGAAAUUUGUUAAUAUGAUAUUCAGAUUUCUAAAAAGGACAUUUAAACUUGUUAAAGAUUUAAAAAGAAUUGAAGAAUAUUAAGUUAAACUAGGGAAAGUAACAUCACAAGUAUUUUCACAAAAUUUAUUUUAAGUCUUUCAAAAAUUACACAAUCAUAAUCAUUCCUGCGAUUUUGUUUACAACUGUCAAAUAUUGAUAAGUAAUAAUGAAGAUGAAGAUAAGGUGAAGAUAUAUGAUAAAAACAAAGUCCCAUGUUUAAUCUGUUUUUCUUAUGAAAUGGAUAAAUGGGGUUUUAAAAUCAAAAAAAUUUUGGGAUGAUUGGGUAGACAACUAUAUCUACUCUUGACUGGAAUUGAUUAAUGUAACAUGUUUAGAACCAUUUCAUUUUGUAGUUGAAAAGAUAAUUAAGCAUUGUCAUACAAGCUUAGACAUUGAAUCUGCAUAGAACUAACUUACUCAGAACAAACAUUUGUUAACAGUUACAGGACAGACACAGCUCUUCUAUUGGGUUAUAAUUUAUAUUGUAACCUCUAUAUGUUGACAAUAAUUGGAAGUAAUCUCAUAUUUUUUAUUCACUUUGAAAUAGUUUGGAAAGAAACAAGAUUUUUUUAUCCCAGUAAUGGUUUUAUUAAAAGGGCAUUGUAAACUAGACAAACAACAUCUUCUAUAUAUGUAUAUUUACAAAUGACAAUGUUAUGAUUUUAGUAAUUUUAUAUCAGUUACUGUGGAUUUACAAUUAUGUUUGGCAUAAAAACUGUGGUUCAUUUUGUGGGUAUAGGUGAGCUAUGAAUUUUAAUGUUCAACAUGAUACUUUUCCUAUAGACUUCAAUGCAGAAUUUGUCAAAACCACAAAAAUCAUGUAUCCACAAAAAUACAAUUCUUCAUCAAACCACCAAAAUUAAUAUACACUAAAAAAAAUAUUCUCAGAAGUCCAUUGCCUGAUAUGCCUGAAGGACAAAGACAAUUCUACAAGGUCACAAUUCUUAAAAGAGCUUUUUUAUGCCCCACCUACGAUAGUAGUAGGGGCAUUAUGUUUUCUGGUCUGUGCGUCCGUUAGUUCGUACGUCUGUCCCGCUUCAGGUUAAAGUUUUUGGUCAAGGUAGUUUUUGAUGAAGUUGAAGUCCAAUCAACUUGAAACUUAGUACACAUGUUCCCUAUAAUAUGAUCUUUCUAAUUUUAAAGCCAAAUUAGAGUUUUGACCCCCCAAUUUCAUGGUCCACUGAACAUAGAAAAUGAUAGUGCGAGUGGGGCAUCAGUGAACUAUGGACACAUUCUUGUUCUCUUGGGAGAGAGUGGAGGGAGAGGGACUAUGUCACUUGAAAGUUUUUUUGAAAUAAUUUUACUUGUACAUGUAUGAAGAAUUAUGACUAUAGUUCUUUAAUGUAUAAAAAGAUAUGAAGUUGUCUUAAAAAUUUUAAACCAAAGGAAAGCAAUAUGUAGUAGAGAACAUAAAAGAAAUAUUUAUACUGAAAUCUUAGCAUCACAAUAUUAAAAGAAAAUCUGCAUUAGCAAAUGUGUCGGUGUAGACAGUAGAGCAUUUUUUGUAGCAGAUUGUAUGAUUAAAAUGUUUGUCCCCUUUCAUAAUAUCAAGUCACACUGUUAUAUAAUUUGGAUUUUUUAAGAAAAAACUAUGUUAUAGCUUGGAGAUAUCUGCUCUUCUUAUUAUCACACAUUGUAUUGUUUUAUUUUUCUCUGAAUGAAUGACUUUGAAUAGAUGGAUAUUUGCAUAGUCCCUUUAAUGAAAAGUAGUUAAUUGUCAUUGCAUUAUCUGCUAAAUACCUUAGUCUAAAUUUUUUAUCAGUUAGAUAUAAUAUAAGCAAUAUUAGAAAGAUCUUUUUUUACUUACUUUUUACAGUGAAACCUACCCAUAUCAAACCCCUUUUGGACUAAUGAUUUUAUUUGAUCAACACUGCUCAACAGUUAAAUACAUUUUUUUUGUUCAAGAGUUAAUUUUAAACAGGCGCCCAGUUUACACAAGAUUCUGUCUAAAUAGAUUUCACUGCAAUAAGUAUUGAAUGUUUAGCCAAAUUAAGUGAUGUAAAAUUCAACAGCAGUACAAAAUGUAUAUUUACUAUAUUUCCUUUUAUUAAAGUAAGAUGUUUUUUGGUCAAUCUAUGACUUUUAUCUAUGCAAUUUAACAAUUUCUACCUUUUUAAUCUCACUAUGAUGUAUAUUUUCUGAUGAAAGUUUUAAUUUUUUUUAUUGGGUAGAACAUGUAUACUUAGCUACAAAACUUUAACUUCAUAGUGAAAACAAAGGUAUACUAUGACUAAGUGGGAAAGCACAAGUAAAAUGCAAAUUACGGAUCAUCUCAGAAGUUCUCAUAGACAUACUAAUUUUUUAAUAAUUUAAACUUUAUAUUUAGCCGGAAAAAAAACAUACAUAUGUCGGUUUUAAUCCACACAAAAAUGUCAAGAUUUUUUGCUAGUUUUCCAAAUGAUAGCCGGCGAUUAGGAACAUUUUUUAUUUCUGUACUUGGAAAAGAUGGAACAAAAAAAUAGAUAUUGUACAUAAUUUGUCUUCUUGAUAAAUCUUGAGAUUACUUAUUUGGAAACCAAGUAAAAUAUCAUGUGAAGCAAAUACACUUAUUUAUAAAAAUGUUGCUUAAUUUUUAUCAAGUUUUGUAGUUAACUAAAUUAUUUAACAGUAUGGAGAAACAUACAAUUGCAUGGGAACUUCUGAGGUGAUCUUUACCAAUAUAUUGUUUUACAACAACAAAAACUGACAAGAUUGUGUGAUCUGAGUAUGUGUAUGAUGAUCACAUGAUACAUUACAUAUGAACAUGUGAUCUGAGUAUGUGGAUAUGAUGAUCACAUGACAAAUUACAUUUAAAGACAUGUGAUCUGAGUAUAAAUGUUGAUCACAUAAGUCUAGUAUGAGUCUUUCUGUAAUGGCAGCUGAAUACCAGAUUGUAUUAAAGUACAUGUGUUAGUGUGGUGCCUAAGUAUUAGAGUGGUCAGUUUAUGUUAUGUUAUAAAUGAAAGGUUUGGUUUGACCAAAGAGGGAGUUAUAGAUUGUUGUUGUUAUAGAGUUGAACUUGUUUCUCAGUGGCCAGUUUUAUGUUAGAAUCUGUUUGUUUUAUAGAUGAUGUAAUUGCAAUUGACUGUUUACUUUGUAAACCAAACACACCUUGAACAGAGUUUUUUAACUUAUAAAUAGGCUAGAGGUAGCACAUAUUGCCGAAAAAUGUCUUUUGAACAUUUCUACAUUUGAUUUUCCACUUAACAAUAGAAUUUAUUAUAAAAGUAUGAAACUUCAUUACUGUUUUUUAUUGCACAUUUGUAAGUGAAUUUAUGACCAAAAUACAUAUAUAUCUCUGACAAACCAAAAACCUUAAAAAAAUGCUGAAAUUCUUGUUGUUUUCAUGGGUUGGUUUUGUCACUUGUUUUUCAUUGAGAAGUGCAAAUAUUUCCAGAUAGUGGGGGUUAUCAACAGAUUAUAUAGGAGUUAUUCAAGAACUGAAAAUUUAAUACAAAUUUCUGUUGUUCACAGCUAGAAUGAAACCUGAUUUUUAUAUACACAUGAGACUGCUUGGCAACAAUUAUAUAUAAAAAGUAAUCAGAAUGUCACACCUUAUCAACCUUAUAUGAGCAAUGUUACCAAGAAAUUCCAAGAGUUUGUUGAUUAAAUUAAGAAUUAGCACAAUAUCUGAACUGAAAGAUUAACAACAUCUUCAUAAUUUAAAAUGGCGGACAAUUUCCUUGUAUGAAGUUGACUUACACAUGACACAUACAUUUCAUUUAGGUAUGAUUUGAAACUCUCAUGCUUACAUAUUACACUGACAAGCAUUGGUUUGUAUUUUUUAGAAUAUUUGACAAAAUGUUGUUAGAACAUUGUAUUUUUUCUGCUCUGUAUAAAGAUGUGCAGUGUGUCUUCCAUGUUAAAGUUGUGAUGUUCGUAUUUCUUCAACCCCUUAUAGAAAUCGUGAUUUUUUUGCCAAUAGAAAAUUUGUGAUUAUUUUCUGCCCAACGACUCUGUAUAGAUUAGCUUAGAUUGGCUGUGUUGUCUGCCUGAUUGUUAACUUAUUUAUAAAUACUUGAUGUUUAUUCUUUUUAUAAUAAAAUGCAAUAAAUCUUA
Molecule: messenger RNA, 6988 nt
Organism: Mytilus californianus (California mussel)
Lineage: Eukaryota; Metazoa; Mollusca; Bivalvia; Mytilida; Mytilidae
Product: ubiquitin carboxyl-terminal hydrolase CYLD-like
Exons: 13
Coding region: 85-2826 (913 amino acids)
Biological process (GO): protein K63-linked deubiquitination
Cellular component (GO): cytosol
Molecular function (GO): K63-linked deubiquitinase activity; cysteine-type deubiquitinase activity
Source: RefSeq, a predicted model, not a curated record